Ziziphus jujuba (common jujube) is the source of this 561-nucleotide messenger RNA. RefSeq lists its product as uncharacterized. The record is from RefSeq and is a predicted model, not a curated record. NCBI's taxonomy places the organism in Eukaryota, Viridiplantae, Streptophyta, Magnoliopsida, Rosales, Rhamnaceae. The transcript has a single exon. Bases 1 to 561 code for a protein of 186 amino acids.
AUGGACUCUUCUUUAUUUCUUCUUAACUGCUCUCUUGGUGUUCUAUGGGUGUUAGUUUAUGUGGACGACAUAAUCAUCACAGGGAAUAAUACAAAACUACUUAACUGGUUUGUUACUCAAUUGGACAACGUCUUCUCUCUCAAAGACUUAGGCCCUCUGCAUUUCUUCUUGGGAAUCGAGGUUCAUCGCCCUCACAUGGGCUUGCACCUGUCUCAAACAGCUUAUAUAAAUGAGCUUUUACGACGAACCAAUAUGCUUGACUGUAAAAGUAAUCCUUCACCAACAAGUACAUCUGCUCAUCUUGGUGCCUCUAUUGGUUCUCCCCUUUCUGAUGUGUUUUUGUAUCGAAGCACCAUUGGCAUGCUGCAAUACUUGACUAUUACGAGACCAGAGAUUUCUUUUAUCGUAAAUAAGUUAAGUCAGUUUAUGCAGGCUCCCACUGAUGCUCACUGGUCGGCUUGUAAACGUGUCCUCCGUUUCUUACAAGGAUCCAAAAUGUUUGGUCUUCUACUUCGGCCCUCUCCUCAUCUUCGCAUCACUGGUUUCACGGAUGCUGACUAG